UGGGUUUUCAAGAGUUUAACAUGUUGUUAUAAGGCCAACCUUAGACCCUGAUUCAGGACCCGUGGUAAAGAUAGAAGUGGAAAAUGUUCGGUGGAGGAAAUGCUGCCGUAAAUAUGCUUGCUAAAGUUCUCCGACACUCUUCAGGCAGCCAAGAGAAAGAGCUUGAGAAAGGCAGGCAAAAUAACUCACAGUCAGAGGUGAAGCAUCGAGUACAAACUGUGCCACCACCCAGUUUAACAAAAUCCGUAACGACUUUGAAGAAAAAUGCGCAAUCUGGUGGAAAAGCCGCGAACACGAAACGGUUGAGCUACAGGAAAUCCAAAUCGUCUUCAGAUUCUCCACGACAGCCUUGUGAAUCCCAGAGUUUUCAGUGUUUAACCCCAGGAAGGGUAUCUCCAGACAUGGACCAGCCAGCAGUUGUCUCCGUGGAAAAGCGUCCAUCACUCACUGAAAGAGAGCUCACACCUAUUGUUCUAAACCAACUUGAGUCUACGAGGAAGCAAAAGCAGGAAUGGAAAAAGACAAGAAGAGGAAGUAACAAAGAAGAAGUUGUCAAAAAAGAACCGGAUGUGGUAUCUGAUUCUGGAGCUGAAAGCUGUAGUGAGGAAGCCUCUAAACGUACUGCACAGCUGUUUAUGACGGGGAUACAAACAGCUCUCACUGAAAACUUUGAUGAAGUUCAGGUUUCUACAAAGGAUGGUUCCCAGGAUAUUGUUACAGAAGUAGACAAUGUUCUGGCCAAAUUGAUGGCAUCUUUACAGAAAGGUGAUGUGGAGAUGCCUGGGAUUCAGGGCAAUAUUAUUCCUUUGAUAACCAGCCUUCAAGCCACACUUAGAGCUAAACAAUCUACACAACAACAGCAGCUUACUACACCUCAACAACAGCUUAGUUCUCCACAAAAGCAGCUUAGUACAUCUCAACAGCAGCUUAGUACACCUCAACAGCAGCUAAGUACUCCUCAACAGCAGCUUAGUACUCCUCAACAACAGCUAAGUACUCCUCAAGAGCAGCUUAGUACUCUUCAACAACAGCUAAGUAAUCCUCAACAACAGCUUAGUACUCCGCAACAGCAGCUAAUUACACCUCAACAACAACUUAUUUCACUGUCACAACAGCUUAGUACACCUCCACAACAGUUAAGUACACAUCAACAGCAACCAAGUAAAAUACAAGAUGAAAGAGCAGAUCAACUGAAAAAUCUUCCUUCUAUAGAGAUAAACCGUGCCCAGAUUCCUGAUUGCGUUGAACAUGUUCAAUCUCCUGAACUUCAUCAUAAACUUGCUCAAACUUUUGAACAUGAUCAUCCACCUAAACAACAACAUGUAAAGGGCUCCAAGAUCCCCUGGAAGAUCCAAGCGAACAGAAAAAGAAAAUUAAAACAUUUUACAAUAGGUUUAACAAGAGAAGAAUUUGCUAACAUUCAAGAAACAUUUCGCAAUAGACCAGUUCAAUUUCCCGGCCUCCAGAGUGCUGCUCCUUACUCCCUCUCCAGGAAUAAGUCCGAAGGUCAUAUUAUCCGCGGUACUGAAGUCCAAGAGAACGAGGCUGCUGAAGAUGAAGCUGGAUAUCUCUCUGAUAUAUGUGAUUAUAACCUCCAGAAUUAUCCUCCUGCAGCUGAGGAUAAAGAGGCCGGUGUUGUUCAUGGUAAACUCUUUAUUCCAAUGUCCAGUGAUACGGAGGCAUCUCCGCUGAUCAGGGUUCGUUCCUCCAAGCUUGCUAAAAGCAGGUUGGGAGAAGAUGAGGAGGUAGUUGGCUGUGAGUUUGAUUAUGAUGAGUCUAGUGUUCAAACUGGUAUUCUCCAGAUAGCUAAACCUGGAAAGAAGGUCAAGCACUCAGAUGAAGAGGAUUCACAGCUGAGCCGACAGAGUUCGGUGGAGGACAACAAGGUUGAUGGGGGAGGACGAAGAAAGAGCUCUGGAGGGAAAUCAUCAUCUAUAAAAUCCCGAAUACAGAUGAGAAAACUCAUCAAGGAGGCAAAUAAACACGAGAUUCCUAGUGGCACACUUUCAGAUCAGGAUCCAGACAACGACAGAGAAUCUGUCGAAGAAAAGCAGGACAGUGAGUCGACUCUGGACCACGAGAUCUUCAACUCCAAAAAGUUGGAGAUCUCAACGCCAAGCUAUAAAAUGUCCGAGCUAACCCCAGAGAGUAUGCGUCGGAUGAAGGACUGGAAUUCAAGAUUUUCAAAUUUAAAAAGUUCGUUUGAUGCAAGUUCAGACAAGGAGGAGGAGUUGUUACUGUCCCCCCUGCAAUCUAGAAGAGGGAAACCUCAGUUUGAAACAGAUACUGAGGAACGAGGGAGGGGACGGUUUAAAGAAAAAGUCCCGGCAACCAAACGCGCACAAAGUGCGCACUGCACCCUGCGCACCCCAGCAACGACCAACCACCCUAAUCAGAGUACAGCAAGUGAACGAGCUCAAUCGAAGGAUGACAAGAAUAAGAAUAAUGCCAUUAUUGCCAACAAUGCCACCAGGAGAAAUUUUGAACGAAUUUCUAAAGAGAAAAGCCCAUCUGCUAGGAGGACAGAGGAUACAGAUGAUGAAUAUAUUCAAUAUCUAAACUCUGUAGAUAGAUAUAGACAAAGCAACCCCAAUCCAAAACCAUUCAGACCUACAACAGCAAGACCAGAUGCAAUAGCAAACCCUGGACGCAAAAUGUCCGACGGUCAAAAUACUUUAAAACAACCUCAGGCUAAAAGCAAGCAAACAACCCCGGUAAGGGAUCCUGAAAUUGGAAUCAGAGUUUCUAAAAGUGUACCCAAGGAGGUUAGCAAACACAAGACAUUGGUAAAAGAAGAAAGUCAGGCGGAAAUAUUAGGUUUAGUCCGGACGAACAAGGAAACUGGAGCUGUGGAGAAGACUAAUGAUAUGGACUACGAGGACUACAUGAACAUUAUCAACAGGGUCCGGAAGACGAAGGAGUUUACCAGGGUCAGGACGGAGCAAGCCAGACUAGCGAGUAUGUAUGCUCAGGAGAGAAAACGACAAGAAGAGAUUCAGUUAGAAGAAGAGAGAUUGAGGUUGGAAAGAGAGAGAUUUGACGAGGAAAAGAGAAGAUCGUUCAGCCUUCCCACUCCAGAAGUUCCCGUUUAUACUCAGAGACUUUCGGAAGAAAAUGUUGAAAAGGGACAAUUAGACAACAAGGAANCAUUAGACAACAAGGAACCAACAACUAGGACAUUAGACAACAAGGAACCAACAACUAGGACAUUAGACAACAAGGAACCAACAACUAGGACAUUAGACAACAAGGAACCAACAACUAGGACAUUAGACAACAAGGAACCAACAACUAGGACAUUAGACAACAAGGAACCAACAACUAGGACAUUAGACAACAAGGAACCAACAACUAGGACAUUAGACAACAAGGAACCAACAACUAGGACAACCUAA
Eurytemora carolleeae is the source of this 3395-nucleotide messenger RNA. RefSeq names its product inner centromere protein. The coding region runs from base 84 to 3395 and encodes 1103 amino acids. Lineage: Eukaryota; Metazoa; Arthropoda; Copepoda; Calanoida; Temoridae. The transcript has 23 exons. The record is from RefSeq and is a predicted model, not a curated record.